AUGAUUCGCCUUGUUACCGUUUUCAGCGCUUUAAACUCCCUUUUUGUUGUCCUUUUUAAGGUUCGAAAAAUUGAAUCCCGCUGCAAAGGCCUCGCUCGUCGGCAAAAUGAACAGGAGCUUCGAAUGAGCGAGAAGGAGAAAGAGAUCGAACGUCUUAUGGAUCAGGAGCGUGAACUCAGGCGAGAACUUCGCAACUGGCAACAGAGAGUUUUUCAAUUGGAAGCUGAGACGCAGGAAAUUCGCCACAACUACCAAAUAGCCGAUUUGGAAAUGAAAUCACGGCUUCUGGAAGCCAGCAUUCAGGCUGCCGAUCCCACGGCCAGAGUCAAACCAGAUAUACAGAAUCCCGUCAGUCUCUUCUCCGAAGACCUUCUCCGACUUAAAACUAGUGGAGAUGAAUCAGAUCAUACCAACACCACAACUCCAAGCACUCCUAUAGUGUCUGUCCCGGUACAAUCCACACAAGAGGAGCACCAUUUACCACCGAAGUUUACAAAGCCUUCUUUGCGUGGAAGACCAAGAUUUGCUUCCACAACGAAUCUCUCGCGAUUCACUUCUGCAUCUUCAACCCAACAGAAAAUGAAUGAGGGAAUCAGUGAGGACUCUGAUGAUUUCACCUUUUGGUUAAAAAUUUGUACUGUUCUUACUAUUAUCUUCUACACUUUCUGCGGUGUGAUUGUAUUUCUGCUCCGUCGAAUUAUUGGUGAUGCUUUAAGCGAAGCUUUGAAUAAGGUCCCACAUCGACCACAGCCUGAAAAAGUUGUCCCACUCUCUAAUCCUGUUGCAAUCACCAAUCUCAUUCAUCAAUCUAAGGAUAAACGCCUGGAGUUUACUCUGUCUCUCACUAAAAAUGUUCAGGUGUUUGUCCUUCGAAAUGUUCCCCUAUCAAGUUUUCAUGAAGUCAUGGUUGCCUCCGCCUCAAAGUUCCAUCAAUUCGUUGUUGAAAUGGCUUCUGAAAGUUUUUCGGUGACUUCGUCUAGUAUGCAUGUCAAGACCAAUGAUUGCCAGGUGCCUUACGAUAAGUUUCGAACUUCGUACGAUCUUGUAUUAGUUUUCUUUGAUGAAAAUGACGUAGUAUGUGCAUCAGAGGAGGAAAAGGUUCUCUUCUCUUUUCAUAUGAUCCAUGUUAAGCAGUAUGAAGAGGAACGAAGACCAACUCAGCUUCUCUUCUCGUACUGUAAAACUAGCCGUGAUCGGUUGAUUUGCAUCCGAAAAGUCUUCGCUUCUGAAAAUUCUGAUACAGGCGAGAAGGCUAAUCGACCAGAAUGUUCGGUUUGCUUGUCAGAAGUUGCCGAUGUGAUAUUUGUGCCGUGUCGACAUUCACCAAUGUGUCAAAACUGUUUGUCCGGUUUUCUAAUCAACACAAGAUGUCUCCACUGUCCCAUUUGCCGGGUUGCAAUAUCAGAGAUCAAACUAGUGUGA
Rodentolepis nana is the source of this 1422-nucleotide messenger RNA. NCBI's taxonomy places the organism in Eukaryota, Metazoa, Platyhelminthes, Cestoda, Cyclophyllidea, Hymenolepididae. The record is from the annotation of a GenBank genome assembly.